Molecule: messenger RNA, 240 nt
Organism: Triticum turgidum subsp. durum (durum wheat)
Lineage: Eukaryota; Viridiplantae; Streptophyta; Magnoliopsida; Poales; Poaceae
Source: the annotation of a GenBank genome assembly
AUGGACAAGAUCUUGGCUUUCUCGAUCCUGAGGUCCUCGCCGGCGGACAUCACGGGUGCCGGGUACGCCACGCGCCUUUCCUGGCGGAGCCGCAGCUGGCAGCAGCUGGAGAAAGCCACGAAGAAGCCGCGGCAGGAGGAGAAGGUCGACCAAGUCUCUCCGCCACAGAUAAAGCGGGAGGUGCGUUUCGCACCGGAGUUUGACGGCAUCAACUGCUUCGAGUCCAUGAUCUCAUUCUGA